UUUUUGGGUUAUAGAUUUUUGAAGCUAAUUGUUGCAGAUAUCGCUUUGUAUCAGUCCGCCAUCUGCGAUGAAGAUCGAUAACCUUUACGUCUCGUACAAGCGAGACACCAGACUCCUGCUACGCUGGAUCAUCAAAAAUUCAAAUGAUAUCAUCAAGACUCUGAAUGACUCUAGAUGCAGCGUUGCAUUAGAGAUCAAUGUCACAGGUCAGGUUACGGUCUCCGAUCUCGUUCCUAUGUCAGCACUCAUCGCCAAACAUCAUCCCAGCAUUCCAUCUAAAACCUAUCAUUUGUUUCAGUCUGUCAUUAAGUUGCGAUCUAUCUCCUACUCCCAGUAUCAGCAGCUAGCAGCAGCAAGUUCCAGUGAAGAACUAGAGAGAAAAAACUCGACCCACAAGUUCUUCAUUGAUACUCUCACAAGUGCAUUUGAAGUCCUGGGCGGUAAAAAAUGGCUAUCCGAAGAACGAGAGAAACGAGCAAACAAGGACGGGGAGGAGCAAAGCGACGCCAAUACAUUUGCUUUUACCAAUAAAUUCUCCGUAUUGGAUUUAGAGAGCGAUCCAGAGAGUGGUGAUGCUUUGGAUACUGAUAGCGACGGAUUUAACACACAAUCUACAUCUUCUCAGAAGAAGCAGAAGUCGAAAACAGGUGGGAAGAGAAGGAAGGGAAAGAAAGUCAAACGAGGUCACAGGUCUUCGCAACCGGGUGGUAGAGGUCUGGACGACAUCGCAUUGGAGAGUUAUCGUAUAAUUGAAGAUGACGACAUGGCAGAGUAUGCCAUGGCUGCUCUUGCGCUAACAAGAGACAUGAUUCAGCUUCGAUUAUCUCUUCAGGACACUUGGCGUAAAGUAGCCUACGAGAAUCUCAACAGUGCAGUGGCUGCAGCCGUCUCCAAUAUCGCUGUAGCAAUGAUCAAGCAGUCUGAGGCAACGAUAUUCAUUGACUUUCCAGGUUAUGAAUCAUACGAAAUGAUUAAGCAAAUCAUCACCCAAGGCGAUGUCGAAAAAGAAAAGAGUGAAUUCCACUUUGCUAUUCCUACAACAGGGAUCAGCGGCUCUUCAAAAGCCACUGAAACACUGCUGGAUAUCAAAGAGCUCUUCCUUAUCCAUACCUAUCAUGACCUAGUUGAUUUCAUAACGGACUAUCAGAAGUCGAGGAGCGGAAAGCCGACAAAGCGUAUGCUCGCCGAAAUUGACAACUGGAAUCCAAACUUGGAUCUGCAGAAAGCGACCAAAGAGGAGAGGAUCAAAUGGAGGCGCUCGUAUACCAUUAACUGGCUGUACGAUCUUGUCAACAUAACCGCAUGUGUUGCAAUCCAUGGUAAAAAUGCAAAAAACGAAGAAUACGUGUUUGAACAAAUGGAUUGGUCCGACCAAGGCCCAUUAAUGGCAUACCGCAGGAUGUUUGGCCUAAACAACUUUGCCGCUAAAGUGACGACACUUGCUAUGCAGAAACUUGGCACUGACUUCCACCAUAAGAUAUCGCCGCAUCUCGUUUUUCACCUUCAGUGUAUUAUGGAUGCAUGGACUGUGUCUCGCGGAUGGGCAAUCAGCAGUGUGAAAAGCCAUAUUCUCAGCGAGCCGGCUGUGGGUAAAGGAUACUUCGGAGCAAUAGUCAUUCUCGAAUUGUUUUAUAUGCGCUUGGAGAAUGAUGACAAAGGUUUCGAACACACAAAGGACUGCAUCAGAGUCCUCGAUAAGCUAGGUUUUGAGUUCCGAGACGCAUUGGGGAAGUGUGAGAUUUUCAACAGCCUUUCGGCGUCGCUCCCUUCAAGGUUCGUGACAACUAAUCCUAAUGGUGCUUGGGACUACUCUCCUUUCUUUUGCGGUGCGGGUCUGGCGGAAGGCCUCGAGCUUUUGUAUCGAAGCGCCAUGACCUUGUGGGAAGCGAUGCAGGAACCAAUGCUAGUCCUGCACUUACACAACAUGCUCGUGCAAAGAGGCUACCUCAAGCAGGCUAUAUCGCUUUAUGGAUGUUUAGAAAUAAUAUUUUCUGAUAGCUUCUUCUCUGGUGGGCAGCCUCCUACCGGCGAUUAUGUCGAAGCUUUCCGUUCUCAAUUCAGCAAGAUUCGUUCUCGAAAACCAAUCCUACAAGAGAAAAUAAGUCGUCGAGUGAAAGUCACUCACGCUCGCGAUUUUCUAAACUUGACUCAGCUGCGUCUCUUUAAGCAAAAAUCUGCCUUGUUUAUGUACGGGUCAGCAGACUGGGAUCCAGAUCGUGUCCCGGAUAGCGAUGUCAUCCCAAAGUCGGCCCUGGGUUUCGUUCGGCUUAGCCAGACAAAGCGUGUCCGCGAUCCAGUGACAUCCAAUUGGCGAUUAGAGCAAACAGAUUUUGUCAAACAGACUCGGGCUACAGGCAUGAGCGAAUCAUUCAUAAUGGCCCUUGACCCAUUGUUCGAAACUUUUAGAGACGAAAGACAGACGCAGAUGGCUCAAAUGACUCCCUAUAUACCAGAUGGUUCUUCCACACAAAUGUCUUGGCUCUACAAUAGCAAUAACACAUCUAAAAAGGGAAAGAACAACAUAAAAACCAUCAAGUACGAUAUGACGGCAGAAAGAAUGUUGAGGAUUCUCUACAACGAUGUCUAUCGUGACAUCUGCGGCGGUCUUCCACUCCCCUUUUCCAACCUCAGCUAUAUAUGGAUAACAACACAAAUGCUACUAUAUUUCGAAGAGCUUGGGUUGAAAUGUCAAAACAGUAGCAAAACUUUAUUCCCAUUAAUUGACCUCGUCGAUUUCAACCUGAAUAAUCCAUGCUUCAUGCAGAGUGAUGAAAGGCUACGUAUUACGCUGCGUGCUCUAGGCGGCAAAGAUGAAGAGCUGUUAAAGUUGAUGGCUAAAGUCUUUGAAAGAUGUGGAGGCCAGCUCAUCGAUUACGCGUAUUGGGAUACUGAAGACGAGGAGGCGGAAACGAAUCUUGGCCCAGUGGUGGAAGAUGACAGCUCUGAUUGCUGCGUUAUGUAGGGGAAAGUGGGCAUGGCGUGGGUAGCGGGAUAAAUUGAAAUCUGGCUAAAUUGUAAGAUAUCAUGUUCUCAUUAUCAUAUACUAGAUUUACUGUUAUCUUCUCAAUACGAGAGACUUGAUGAAGAUCUAUUUAGCAGAGAACAAUAAAUCGACAUGGCUUAUAAUACCGCUAAUUCCUAUGCUAACUAAAACCUGUUGGAAUAAGAUUUUCUAGCUUCCACUCUCACUAGUUAUCAACAAGGCAGCAAGUGUAACACCCAUUCUGAUUUCAAUGUCAGUACUUUUUCUCCAUGUUAAAGCAAUGGGCGGUUCCUGAGGAUACUAACCACUUCUUUCGAAACCU
Molecule: messenger RNA, 3305 nt
Organism: Trichoderma asperellum CBS 433.97
Lineage: Eukaryota; Fungi; Ascomycota; Sordariomycetes; Hypocreales; Hypocreaceae
Source: RefSeq, a predicted model, not a curated record